Messenger RNA from Hevea brasiliensis (rubber tree), 2177 nucleotides. RefSeq lists its product as uncharacterized. The coding region runs from base 211 to 1011 and encodes 266 amino acids. The transcript has 6 exons. The record is from RefSeq and is a predicted model, not a curated record. Lineage: Eukaryota; Viridiplantae; Streptophyta; Magnoliopsida; Malpighiales; Euphorbiaceae.
GACGUCAUCUUCCAAUUCGCUUUCUUCUUUUGUCUUCCUUUCUUCGUGAGGAAAUAAUCUUAUUAUUCUCGGUUCGUAGAAGUUCAGCAUCUUCCUCCUCCUCCUCCUCUUCUUCUCCUUCUCCUUCUUCUCCUUCUCCUUCUCCUUCUUCCAUUCUGUCUGUCUGUCUCUCUCUGAUUCGCGAAUACACAAGGAAAGUGAAAUAGAAACAUGCAAAGCACUGUAUACGCAUGGGGAGUGGCGAUUCUUUGCUUCGUGGUGUUGAUGAUUGUCACUCCUGCUAUUCCUCAAUCUGAAAAAUACCACGAUUUCGCUGAUAAACGCGAAUUCUUCGGAAUACCCAAUACUCUGGAUGUGAUUUCGAAUUUUCCUUUCCUUGUUAUUGGUGUGAUUGGACUAGUGCUUUGCCAUUAUGGGAAUUAUUUUAUGCUGAGCCUGCAAGGUGAGCUCUGGGGUUGGACAUGUUUUUUCCUUGGUGUGGCUGCUGUUGCUUUUGGCUCUGGAUACUACCAUCUCAAGCCUGAUGAUGCUCGCCUUGCGUGGGAUCGCCUGCCAAUGACUGUUGCAUUCACAUCAAUUAUUGCAAUUUUUAUCAUUGAAAGGAUUGAUGAGGGAAAGGGCACAAUAUCCAUCUUACCUUUAAUAUUGGCUGGUAUUACAAGCAUUGCAUAUUGGAGGUUUCUUGAUGACCUCCGGCCAUAUGCACUCGUCCAGUUUGUACCUUGCAUUGCCAUUCCGCUGAUGGUUAUCUUGUUGCCUCCAAUGUAUACACAUUCUGCAUAUUGGCUUUGGGCAGCAGGAUUUUAUCUUUUAGCUAAGGUGGAGGAAGCAGCAGAUAAACCAAUUUACAGAUGGACUCAUCAUUUUGUCAGUGGGCACACCCUCAAGCAUUUAUGUGCUGCAAUGGUUCCUGUCUUCUUGACACUUAUGCUUGCAAAGAGAAGUAUUGAAACAGAGAGGUUUUUUUUCUGGCUCUUUUUCCUCCUUCAUGCAGUUGUUUUAGAAUUAUGAUCAGAGAUGGUUUUGGUAUAGAUGUAGAAAACCCUUUUCUUGGCAUGAGGAAAGAAUUUCCUAUAGCACAUUCUUGUAGUUUGUAGAUUAGAAAUCCCAAGAGAAACAAAUAUUUGCAUGCAGUUAUACUGGAUAAACUUUCUUAAGAGAAGGGAUGCUGUUGGGUUCCGUUGGAACAACAAUAGCUUCACUUGAAUUUGGGCAGGAAACAUUGAUCAUAUAUAUAUAUGAGACCACUAGUCAUGUGGUUCCUCUUUCCAAUGGAUUGAACCAAAUUUUACUUCCCAAACCUGGUGGGCUUGUGAUGUUGUACGGACUUGCAACACAAGAAGAGAAAACACCGGAUGGAUUGUCUUUGGCAACCUGUCCAAUAUUUAAGUCUGAUCUGAGAACAAAGUAAAUGGAAUUAAGAGAGAAAACAUACUUGAAUAGUCCCUUUGGACUCUCGUUUGUAGAAGAUAGAGUUCCUACUAGAUAGGGAAUCUAAAUAGAAUAGGACUUGGGAGUCCAAGAUAAGUUGGGACACUUAUCUGGUCAGACAUUGCAUCAAAUUAGGACUCUCGCUCAGUUAGGCUAGUAUCCAGUGCUCAAUACUCGGCACCCGAAUCAUCCGCCUGUUUGGACCCCAUGGUGGUUCGGGUCUUUGUUCAGAUAACCAGUUUGGACCUCUGAUUCGGGUAUUUGGGUGUGUACUGUAUCAGUGACAAAUUGUAAUUUAUUGGUUUUCAGCCCUUAGCAUGCAAAAAAAAGAGAAGACUCAAAUGGUUAAAAGGAAGAUUUGUAGUGAGAAUUUCUUCUCUAGCUUAUAUUGUUCUGCACUGAAUUGAUUAUUUUUCUUUUUUUUUUUUCAUCUUUUCCCGAAUAUUAUCUGAUUGAUUGGUCUUUUGUAUCAUAUGUGAUACUGAACAAGUGCUAUGCGUUUAACUGAUUGCUAGGAAAUGAUUAUACAGAUACUAGAAACAAAGGUUUUCCUUUUUUUUUUUUUGGGUUGGGGGGUGGGGAUGAUUCCUUUCCACCUUCCAGCAAAAUAUACUUGCAGUCUCUUGUUUGUUGUUUUUACGAGAGCAUUUUAAUUCUUAAAACUUCUAUUAGUUGCUAAUAAGAAAAAUAUGAUAUCUAUGCAUGAUUAUUUGUGUUUCUGUUUGAUGCAUCAGAAAUGGAUUUUC